AUGGCGACUUCGACGAAAAUUUGCUUAACACCGGCCAAUUCGGGUGUGUUCAGCACCCCGGGGCUCAGCUGGGCCUCGGCGCGCAAAAGUCUGGUGGAGAUCAUGGAUGAGAUGCGCACCAACCAGGCCAUUCGAGAUGCUGCUAUCCACGGGGACACCGAUGUCUUCGAGAAUGGCAUCUUGUCGCGGGCCAGCGAGGAGGUCAUCAAAUACUGCAGCCAAUGGUCCGUGUCUGAAGACCAAAUCGACGACAAACUGGUGGAGAUGAUCAACACAGCCAUCUACUGGACGGCGACCGCUCAAAACCCCCAAAAGGAGUUGAAGCUCGACUUCUUCUUUAUCCACGCCGUGAACCUGUCUAUCUUUUUCAAAGCGUUCAUGGAUCUGCCCUAUUUGAGUCGCGCCAACAAGGCGCGCCUUCUGGAGAUGAAAGGCCGCAUGGAUUUGUUGAUCUGGGCCUCACGCAAGAUGCCCGACCCACAACCUAACGACAUCUGCACCUAUCCGAUCCGCCAGGGAUGGCCGGAAGUAUUCGCCAAGAGUUACCUCCAUCCCUCAGACGAUGGACACCUGGCCAAAUUCGUUCGGACAGUCGCCAUGGCGGAGGAGCUGUGCCGGCCGUAUGAGGCCGCCGGCAAGAGGCUUCCCGUCAGCGGCGAUAUGUGGCUACAGAUCGGGAAUAUCGGUGAGACUAGUGUCCUAAUUUGUCUGAACCCGUCUAACACACAUCUCUUAGCUGUGGAUUCCGUCGGUGUGAUCUUCAAGGAUCUCUGGGUCCGAGGAUCCGGAUUUCCCGAGUCCUGGGAGAAGUUUAGGCCUCGGAAGUAG
This is a messenger RNA of Aspergillus oryzae RIB40, 828 nucleotides long. Its product is annotated as questin oxidase family protein. Gene Ontology annotation, molecular function: oxidoreductase activity. Bases 1 to 828 code for a protein of 275 amino acids. The record is from RefSeq and is a predicted model, not a curated record. Lineage: Eukaryota; Fungi; Ascomycota; Eurotiomycetes; Eurotiales; Aspergillaceae. The transcript is spliced from 3 exons.